Molecule: messenger RNA, 1287 nt
Organism: Myotis lucifugus (little brown bat)
Lineage: Eukaryota; Metazoa; Chordata; Mammalia; Chiroptera; Vespertilionidae
Product: homeobox protein ESX1-like
Exons: 1
Coding region: 1-1287 (428 amino acids)
Biological process (GO): regulation of transcription by RNA polymerase II
Cellular component (GO): nucleus
Molecular function (GO): RNA polymerase II cis-regulatory region sequence-specific DNA binding; DNA-binding transcription factor activity, RNA polymerase II-specific
Source: RefSeq, a predicted model, not a curated record
AUGCAAGACCCCGCGUUUCCCACCGGCUCCCGGUUGUCCCCCAGCCCCCCGAGGAAGAGGACGCGGCUGUGGCGGCAGCGACGGCCUCGCGCCGUGUUCAGCGCACAACAGCUGCGGGUCCUGGAGGAAUUCUUUGAGGGGAAACCCUACGGGACCUAUGAGGAACGCGAGACCCUGGCGGCCAGGCUGAACCUGCAGGAGGACCAAGUGAGGGUGUGGCUCAAGAACCGCAGGGCCAAGGAGCAACGGUUGCAGCGACUGCGCAAGCAGCAAGGCCAGGGAGCCCAGGCUGCGCCCCAGGAACUGGCAGCCUGCGCCCCUCAGCCCGCGCCUGUGCCCUCCCUUGCAGGCCCUGCGUCCCAGCAGGACCCUUUGCUCCCUGCCAGCCCUGUGCUGCCAGCCAUUCCUGUGCGCCCUGAGGAGCCAGUGUUCCCCGCAGGCCCUGGGCUCCCCGCUGGCCCUGUGUUCCCGGCCAGUCGUGUGCUGCCGGCGGGUCGUGUGUUCCCAGCCGGCUCCGUGCUCCCCGCAGGCCCUGGGCUCCCCGCCGGCCCUGUGUUCCCAGGCGGUCCUGUGCUCCCGGCGGGUCCAGUGCUCCCUGCUGGCCCUGUGCUCCCCACCAGCCCUGCGCUCCCCGCUGCCCUGCGCUCCCCGCUGCCCACGUGCACCACGGGGGCCCGGCUUUCGGCAGCCUCCCUCUGCACAGACCCUUGCAGGUCUUCGCAUCAGCAGAUGCCAGCGCCUCCAGCUACAGCCAAGCCUGCUGCGAUGCUGCGCAAGGCGUCCAGGGCACGGUCCCCCCUGCACCUGCUCCCGCUCCUGCUCUGGCUCCAUCCGAGGCCACAGUCUCGCCUCAAGGCCCCGACGAAGCCGGGCAUUUCUCUCCAGAACCUGAUUCCACAGACCUGCUCUCACCCUAUUGCUCCGCAGAGGAGCCCUUCUCCUCCCCCAGGCCCUGGUACGCCUUGGUGGCUGACAGCAUACGACUCUGUGACUGACCUGGACCUCUUCCAGUUCCUGGACCUCCGCGGGAGUGUGUCCCCGCCAAGUCCUGCAGAUGCCGCGGGACCAGAGGGGACCAGGGCGUGCGCCCACGCGGGUGCGAGGAGCGCAGGUCAGUGCGCCUCCGCCGCCAGUUGCUCCCUGCAGAGCUGGAGAACCUCUAAGCGUCCACCCUGGGGAGUUGGCCUGGGCUCUGCACCCCGCCCCCCUGCCGCCAACACGCUGUGGUGGCCACUGCGCAUGCGCGUGGCGGCGGGCCUGGGCUGCUGCGUCCGCGGUCCCGGCUGA